AUGACAUAGUCUUGGUUGCAAAAAAUCUGUAAUUUUUCAUAUUUGCGUGGAAAAAUGGAAUUUUCAUGGGAAAAUGUUUAGAAGUGUGUGAAAAGGGGGAAAAUUAAAUUUGGGACAUUCUAACCUCCAAAAAGGGUUGACAGUUUGCGUUUUUUUCUGACGGUUGUAUUGUUGCAAAGAAGAAGAAGCUGAAAAAUUAUACAUGAAUUUAGGUAAAAAUUGUGUUUGAGGACAAUUUCUGUGUACGUGGAUACUGUGCAAAGUGAAUGGGAAUAUCGCUUCAUCGUGAAACCAAUCAAUGAGUGCUGGGGAAUAAUGAUUUGUAAGGAUUCGGUCGUCUCGUGGUUCAAGGAGCUAGAAAGUUACAAACGAAUUGACACAAUGUGCACCCUGCUGAAUAUGUGCCUUCCAUUUGAACUGCGGUUCCUCGGGACGUGCUUAGAGGAGCUAGGGAGGCGGGAUUCGCAGGAGCUCCGUGGUAUUGAGCUACGGGUAAACAAUCCCACGGAGCUGGCGGCGGACAUUGCCUCCUGUCAAUCGGGCGAGCCCACCGACAUGAAGAUCCGCCGGAAAAUGGCACUCUACCUCGCCCUCAUCCGCGUCUGCAGCCGCCCUUGCGUCAAUGAGCUCUUCCGCACCCUCGAUGCGUGGGGUGAGCGGGACCUUAGCAAGUUCAAUGAUGGGGACCCACUGCAGGAGCUCCUACUUGUCUACACGAUGGCCACCAACCAUCCCGUCUUCUCGUUUGAGCAGCGCAUGAAGUGUGCUGAGAUUUUCACGAAAAUCAAAGAAAGUCGCCCCGCAUCUCAACCCGCCGCCACAGUGCAACACCACAUCUCGCCGCAGCAGCCACUCCUGACCAACUCCACGCCCUCGCCGCCGGGCAUUCACACUAUGCACCACCAUCAGCUCAUGCAAUCCCAGAUCCCACUGCAAUUCACCCAGAUGAUACCGGGUGGUGAUCCACAACUUGCUACACAAAUUAUGGAUCCAACAAUGAUGCAACUGCCGCCCGGUAUGACGAUCCAGCAGCACGAUUUCACCGUAGGGCCGCCACCAACUACCGUACCGUGGACAAUGCGACAUGGUGCGAAUCUUGCGACGCCAGCAGCUAUGCAGCAGCAACCGACGUCGCUGGACACGAUCUCCCUGCACACAACUCAGCCGACACAGUCGACGUCGCCACUUUUGAGUCAGCCGUCAUCCCCAACGCAAAGUCGGAGUACGAGUCCAACGCGGAGUGGGCCGGGUAGUAGCGGGAGUGGCAUUGGGACCAAUUUGCAGCAACCACAGGGUCAUAUGCGGGCGGGGAAUCAGCAGCAGGGGCAGCAGCAACGAAGAGUAAGCCGGCGUCCGUCGGUGGAGACAACCCCACCACCACCGAUGCCAGCACCACCUAACUAUGUGAACCUCCUGGGUAGUGACAUUCUUGUUCAGCAGCAGAAUCACAAGAAUUUCGAAGAAAUGAUGCUGAAUGUGGAUGGUGCACUGAACCAAUUGCAGACCAUUUGCCGGAAUGGGUAUACCCGGCCGGCGCACACAAUUCCGCGUCAGCCAACAAAGGGGUCUGGUGGCAAUUAUUCUCAUCAGCAAGCACAAAGUACUACGCACCAGAAUCACCAUCAGUCAAGUAACUUUUCAUCAAAUCUGCCCGGAUUGACGUAUGCGCUCAAUAAUAUGGCAUUUGAUAAUGUUCAUCAUCAGGUUAAGUCGGGUGGUAGUGAUUCCGGGAGUUCGGUGGGAUCGGCUGGUGAUGAUUUAUCACCACCGGAUACACCAUCGGCCAUGCCGGCCGUGGCAACAACGUCACGUCUCCAUCCGGAUAAAUUGCACAUUUACACGCCGCCCGCUGCAAUUGCUAGCCCCGCGCAAACGGCUACGUAUGGUGGUGCCGGUGUGGCGGAACUGUGUGCUCCAGCGGGGGCUUUUGGGAAUGGGGCAGCUGCUAGUGGGGCCGUGAGUGGGGGUACGGUGAGCAGUAGUGGCGGCAAUAUGGUGCUCAUGACACAACCACAAUUUCAAACAACGUACCCCGCAUUUCGGCAGCCGCCACCCCUAAUGGCGCCACAGCAGAUUACAUCACCCACAACAAUUGCCACAACCACAACUUUCCGGCAUCCGUAUCAAUUGCAACCCAACGGGGAGUUUCUCUAUCCGUACACACCAACGGCACAGAUAGCACUACUCAAUCCGCCGAGUAAUGUUGUAAAUCAAGCUCCACCACCAAUGAGAUCAUCCCCAUCGCUGCAGCAGCAGCAGCAACAGCAACCGCCGCAACAGCAGCAGCAUUUCAUACAGACGUACCCAAAUACAAAGAUGGUUCUUUCAUGCUUCAACUGCGGGUCCCAGUUGCAUACUGGACGCGAUUGUCAGGAAUCAUCUAUGGAGGAUGCCACACGUGGAGCUAUUUAUAAGCUAGACUACAACACAAGCACAACAUCUGCCACGCAAACCUCCGCUGUGGACAGUGUAACAAAUGCCACGGCCAAUGCAAGCAACCAAGAUGUUGCCACUGCCCCAUCAGUUGCAACCAUGAACAAAUGAUUGAGUGCUUCGUAUCUCUAAGAAGAUUCAGCAUAAUCAAUACCUAAUACAUACCUAGACCCUCCAACCCCCACAUCAUUGCUUCCUUCUACAGUUUAUUAUUUUUUUUUCCUUUAUGUUGUCCCCGCUGUUUAGCAGAGAAAAAUUCAAAUCUGCAUUUCCGUGUGCCAUUAUGAUUUAUUGAUUAAAGCAAAAAAAAAACAAAA
Messenger RNA from Lutzomyia longipalpis, 2750 nucleotides. RefSeq lists its product as uncharacterized. Lineage: Eukaryota; Metazoa; Arthropoda; Insecta; Diptera; Psychodidae. The transcript is spliced from 3 exons. The record is from RefSeq and is a predicted model, not a curated record. Bases 316 to 2544 code for a protein of 742 amino acids. Gene Ontology annotation, molecular function: zinc ion binding; nucleic acid binding.